Molecule: messenger RNA, 2850 nt
Organism: Carassius auratus (goldfish)
Lineage: Eukaryota; Metazoa; Chordata; Actinopteri; Cypriniformes; Cyprinidae
Product: NACHT, LRR and PYD domains-containing protein 3-like
Exons: 8
Coding region: 270-2666 (798 amino acids)
Molecular function (GO): protein binding
Source: RefSeq, a predicted model, not a curated record
UGAGAACAACGCUUUCAUUUUAACUGACUGAAUAACAAGUCAGAUGAGGGUUUAGAUAACUGACUGUCAUUCCUCUCAUUCUUCUAGAAGUGAAAGAGAUUUCAGAUCUGCUGUUCAACACAACACUUCAGAGGAAGCUGAAAGAUAUACACGUAUAAUCUGAGAAGUGAAAGAGAUUUCAGAUCUGCUGUUCAACACAACACUUCAGAGGAAGCUGAAAGAUAUACACGUAUAAUCUGAGUCCAACAGCAGUGAGUCGGUGAAGGACGAUGGCACUUUUCAAUGCACAAUAUCAGAAUUGUGACACAGAAGAUGCGCCUGAAAAAGAAAAUGUGAAACUCAAAGAAGUCCAGAAGAGCAGCAGUGCUCACCCUGAAGUCAGUGUGAAUGCUGAGACGGGAGGAACUGUAAAUGCUCCUGUACUCGCUGGAAACAUCAUUAAAGGCUCAGUGAUCAUCACCAACUACAGCACUGCAGGACACGAGUCACAAAAAAUCACAGAGACAGCAGAGAAACACACCAAAAAACAAGCAGAUUUGAUUCUGAAAAGCUUCUUGGAAAUUCACAAAUGCAACAUGAAGAAGAAAGCAGAACAUAUUUUUGAGGGCAAAGAAAAAGCACAUCUCCGGGAUUUUUACACAGAGCUCUUCAUCACAGAGGGAGAUAUGAAAGAGGUUCAUCAGGAACAUGAGAUUCUGAAGAUUGAUGAUGCUUUCAACAAGAACAAACAAACACAGGACAAACCAAUCAAAUGCAAUGAUAUAUUUACAUUAUUAAGGGAAAACAAAACAACAGAAAAAAUUGUGCUGACCAAGGGAGUCGCUGGAAUUGGAAAAACUGUCUCUGUGCACAAGUUCAUCCUGGACUGGGCAGAAGGAGAAGCCAAUCAGGAUAUACACUGUGUGUUCCUGCUUCCAUUCAGAGAGAUUAACUCAAUGACCAAUAAAGAUUUCAGUCUCCAUGAGCUUCUGCUGGAAUUUUAUCCUGAACUAGAAGACCUGGAGAAAACCAACUUAUAUAAGGAAAGCAAUAUAGUGUUUAUAUUUGAUGGACUUGAUGAGAGUCGCCUGGCUUUGAAUUUUAAAAGUAAAACAUCACCAAGAGCCAUUGUUCAGGAAAGAUCAUCAGUAGAUAUGCUGUUCACAGGUCUGGUCAAAGGUCAGCUGCUUCCAUCAGCUCUGGUCUGGGUGACAUCACGACCAGCAGCAGCCAAUCAGAUCCAUCCUAAGUAUGUGGGUUUGUUCACUGAGGUGCAAGGAUUCACUGACAAACAGAAGGAAGAGUACUUCAGAAAGACAAUCACAAAUAAGAGUCUGGCUAAAAGAAUCAUCUCACACAUUAAGACGUCUCGUAGUCUCUACAUCAUGUGCCACAUCCCUGUGUUCUGCUGGAUCACAGCCACAGUACUUCAGAAUAUUCUCAUCAAGAACAGUGAAGAAAACAUCAACACAACACUCACUGAAAUGUACAUCCACUUCCUGCUGAUACAGAUGAACAUCAAAAACCAGAAAUAUGAUAAACAAGAAGAAAGAGAAUCUACAAAGAACUUAGGCUCAAAUAGAGAAGUGAUUAGAAAAUUAGCCAAACUAGCGUUUGAACAGCUGAAGGAGGAAAACAUUGUGUUUUAUGAGAAAGAUCUGUCAGCAUGUGGUAUUAUUCUGAGUAAAGACACAGAGUUCACAGGAAUGAUCGCUGAGAUCUUUAAGAAAGAAGAUGGACUUCAUGAGAAGAAAGUCUUCUCCUUUGUGCAUCUGAGUGUUCAAGAGUUCCUUGCUGCAGUGCAUGUGUUCAUCUGUUACCUGGAGAAGAACAUGCAGGAGCUCCAGUUUUUCUUUGAUAAGCCCAAGGAAAAUAUCACACUGCAGAAGCUAAUGCAGAAGGCUGUUAAUAAAGCCAUGGAGAGUCAGAGAGGACAUCUGGACCUGUUCCUGCGGUUUCUGAUGGGCGUUACACUGGAAUCCAGUCAAAACCUGCUCCAAGGUCUGAUCACACAAACUGAAGACACCACAGAGAGCAUCACACAAACAACUCAAUACAUUAAACAAGUGCAAAGCAAGAAUAUCUCAGAUGAAGCUUCAGUCAACCUGUUCUACUGCUUACUUGAGCUCAAAGAUCAUUCAUUGUAUGAUGAAAUCCAGAGAUACCUCAGUUCAGAUGCACAUCCCGGAAGAAACCUCUCAUCUUCAAUGUGUUCAAUGCUGACCACAGUACUGCUGAUGUCAGAGAAGGUGCUGGAGGAGUUCAACCCAAAGAGGUUCACAUCACAAGAAAACUACAGAAGACUCAUUCCAGCUAUGAGAUGCUGCAGAAAAGCCCUAUUUAACAGCUGUGGUCUUGAUAAAACAUGCUGUGAAAGUAUAUCUUUAGCUCUCCAAUCUUCAGACUCACAUCUGAGAGAGCUGGACCUGAGUAUCAAUGUCCUGAAGGAUUCAGGAGUGAAGCUGCUGUAUGAUGGACUGAAGAGUUCACACUGUCAGCUGCAGAUACUGAGACUUUCCUUAUGUAAUCUCACUGCUGAGUCCUGUGAGAGUUUGUCAUCAGUUUUACAAUCCUCAUCCUCCUGUCUGAGAGAGCUGGACCUGAGUAACAAUGACCUGCAGGAUACAGGAGUGAAGCUGCUUUCUGAUGGACUGAAGACAAACUGUCAGCUGCAGAUACUGAGGUAAAUAAUUUUUACAUAAAAUUAUUAACAACAUGCUGCCACAUUUAGUCUGAGUGACGCAUGACACUGUAUUCAUUAACACACAAGAAAUUCACAUCUCAGAGUAACUCAGUUUGCAGUAAAUCCAAACUGACUGGAAUUGUAUGUUAUUUUGUAAAUGGAUUUCAAAUACUGAAAUAAAACAAUAA